GUGACAGUCGAUGGGAAACGAGUGUGCCCAGUCCUGUAAUUCGAUUUGGGAAUUGCUCGAGGAGUUUGGAGGUCGAACCGUCUAAAGAUAGCGGUUCGAAGGUCCCGCCGUGGAAUUUGGCUGCCAUUUUGGGAAGUUGGACGAGGGAAGAAUUAGAAAAUAGAUCGACGGGCUCGUUUUAUCGUUUGGCUGUAAAACUUUCGAAACUUUGCCUCGCGAAUUUGGAAGCAACUCGGGGCCCGGGGUGCUAGUCGGGAUGAAGGAGAUGGCGCGCGGAGCGUGGAAGAAAAUGGCGCGUACGUGAGGACCGUUGGCUAGGAUCCUUCAAAGGGAUAUUGUAAUCGGUGUUGGCCACUUUUCGAGAAGUGUAUCGAAGUCCAAAGCGAGCAAGAAGCCUGUAGCAGCGUCGUUCAGCGUCGUCUGAACGCGCGCCGCUGAAGUGCGCUUUGAUGCGUUGCUUCAAGAGCACGGAAUAAAAAGGAAGUUAUCGAAUCGUUCGAAGGGUCUCGUUACGAACGAAUAAUGCUACCUUUCAUGCGCUGCUUUCGUCCAUUCGCGUGGACAAAAAGAACCGUAGCCUCGAGUGCCUUUUCUUCGAAGACCUGAUCAAGUGUGCACACCUUCGUUAAUUGCGGGUACCACGUCCGCUUCUAGUUGAAAUUUUACUGGUGGAAAACUGAAAUCAUUAGUAGAAGAGUACAAAGAGUGUAGAGAAAGACAUAUAUAUCCAAAAUCGAAGAAACGAUCAAUUUUGAAGCCCAAAGAAGAGAAGAUGGUUCGAGGAAGAAUGGACUUUUCGAGAAGCAACGAGUGUUCUUUUCAACGAUUGUCUAGGGGAAAUUAAGAAGAGCGGAGCAGCGGCUGGUGCUCGUGGCAAGGGGUCAGCAUGGCAGUCGACAAUCCUUCGUAUUUCUCGUUGUCGAGCGGGACGGCGUCGUCGUCGGCGACGCCUGCGUCGACAACGAGCGUCAGCCUCUCGCCGCCGUCCAAGGGUCCCACGGGUCUGACGGCGCUGUUCCGACGCCGUCCGUGUAAGAUGGGCUCGACCUCCUCGGCCAGCGUGCUCUCGACGUCCACGAACAGCACCCUGAUGCCCCAGGAGAGCAACAGGAGCAGCGCGUCGGGCGCCUCGACGCCCACGGAAGAACGCGUGCCGAUGUUGCCGAGGAAUGGCACCGGUCAUUGCGGAAACGGGGCCGGCUCGGUCAAUCAGAGAAGGAGUUUCAGGAAUCUGUUCAGGUCUGUCAGCGCUAACGCGGAUAACGAGAGGACACAGCAGUUCCUCAAAGGAGAUCCCAGGCCUUCCGACGUUGCGCCACCCUCGCCCUAUCUGCCGCACAGGUCGCACUCACACUCCGAGAACGAUAGGAGGCGCCCAGGACGAAGCAGGGCCGUAUUAAAAUCCGCUAGUGAACUUUUGUCCAACGAUAUGGUGUACUGUGGAUUGGCCAGAGAUAAUCACGAUCAUGACGAUGACGACGACGACGACGAUGAUCAUGACUCGAGUGAAGUCUUCGUUGGCGUGGACGAUGCUAGGUACUACAACCUGUCAUCCACCCUGCCAGCAGCAGGAUCAGCUGCAGGAGGUCGAAGAAGGCACUCGAUCAGCACCUUUCUGGGCAAAGGUUCGUCGAGCAAAGACAAUAUCUCGAGGAGGCAGCCACAGAGUCCAACAGCUCUCGUAGAACCCGACUCGAUGGCGCCACCAGCGCCUGUGGACACCGUAGACGGGAUCCACGUGGAAGACCGGAAGGGUAGGUCUUGCAGCAGGACCAGACGCAGGCGACACCGCAGCUCUUCCAGCAGGGGGUCACGAUCGGCUACAGGGCUAUCGAAGAUCGAUUCACAUCCCGAGGAUGACGUACUCUUUGUGUCGAGUAAAGACAGCGAAAUUUCGAGCCUGUGGGUCAAUUAUCUCACGGCGUGCUUCGAGCAGAUCAGCAGGCAGCAGGGCCGGCCGCCUUUCAAAGUUCGUCACGUGACAGUAGAGGAACCGAUACAACCCGGGACCGAGGAGAGGAUUCGAUCGGCUCGCUUGCAAAUCGUGGUCGUGUGUCCCGUGCUAUUGGAACGGGUUCAGAGUCGGCCAGAACACGCGACGAAUCUCUCCAGACAGUUAAUCACCGACAAGGUGCUCGCGAUGAUGUUGGGCGUGCACGACAGCCACAUCAGUGACGUCCACAAGUCGAUCUUGGUCUCGUAUAAUCAGUGGAGGAAAUUCUUCGUGAAGGACCAGGAUGAAACUUUCGUCGGUGAACUGUUGGGUGCCGCGGUUGGAAUCCUUGGCACCACGCCGCCUCCUGCCCUGAGAAGCGACAAAACCGCGUUUUCGGUUCAUCCGAAGAAAGUGAAGCUGGGUCAUAACAGAAUAAUCGUAUUGCUGAACGAUCCCUUGCGACCUGAGGACAAUGUGUCAGUGAUUGUGGAUCGCUGCGGCGAAGCGAUCGACAUCGCCCAUGUUAAACGAAGGAACCCCUAUGCCCUGCAAUUCUCGAUCCCGGAAAGAUGUCUGGAAGUAUCCAUGUUGGUCGGCGUUCGUAUAUCGAAAAAUGGUUGUCCACUUGGAGUGAGGCAAGUAAAAUGCGAGAGCAGGCUCAGGGAACUCGAUCAGAUCCUCAGGGCCCAUGACAACCCCCUAGAAUUUAUGUGUCAGACCUUUGGCUUCAAUCCGGGUGAUCGCGAGCAGUUAGAUAACUGGAUGGUCCACGCGUUUCAACGAAACGUUCCACCGCACUUCAACCUCCUGUCCACGCCCAGUGGCGUAGUGUCCACUCAGAAAGUUCACUCAAGUCCCGAAGAGAAUCCGACGUUGCUCCACUUUGCCGCCCGUUUUGGUUUGGAAAGACUAGCCUGGCAACUGUUGGAAUGUCCAGGUGGCGACAUAGCAUGUGACCUGAGGAACGUGUCAGAACUCACCCCUGCCGAUCUUGCAGAACAGGCGGGACACGCGAGAUUAGCUCAUCAGCUUCGUGGCUACAUGCAAAUGAACGAGUUCACUAACAUGUACAGCUACCUAAAAGUAAUCAGCGAGACCACUACAGACCAAGCGGCCAGUGCGGAUCCAUCAACGACUAACACAACAAAUGACACCAAUAACGACAAAGAAGAUUAUUGUCGUCCACGACCUCUAAGCGAAGCAUACUCGGUGCCACCAGCCGCAAGACCAAUAACGUCUCUGAUCUUGCCAGGUCAAUUAUCAGUAACCCCUAGCCCGACCACCAAUAACCCCAUUGAGGCAAAUUACUCGAUCGUACCAGCACCGACUCCCGUCGUCGUUGGUUCAUCAACACCAACGCCUGCUACGAAUAUUUCGAACGGCCUUGAGCUCCCUCUUCAAGGUUAUAUGAAAAUGCAUCCAGCUGGGCCGAAAACACCGACGUCAAGUGUAGCAAGCCAACAACCGUCCCGCACAGCGACGCCCACACAGAAUCGUCCGGAUUCCCAUCCCAUACAUAGCCGAGAAGAGAACAGUCAAUCUUCCUGCUCUUAUGGCAGAGCGCCUUCCAAUUCCAGCAGCACAAAAUCAAGGGAACCAUCUGGACCCCAGGACGAACUACUGGAAAUCAUAAACGACUUCAAGAAUAAUGUGUUCACAAUAACAGAAGUGGAGAGGCUGGUCGAGAACUGGAGAAAUCGUAAUGAUGUCCAACAAAGUUUCAAAGAUAAACAGAGGCAACUCACUGCGAUGAGGGAAGAGUACGAAAGGAUACAAAAGAAGUUGAAGGAAGAAAUGAAGGCCCCUACUCCUUUUGAUAGGAUUAGAAAAUUCUUCUCUAAAGGAAAGAAAGAAUCGAAAGACUCUGCGAACGGCAGUGAUGAUUCCUCUUCGACCAGCAAAGUAGAGAAUGUUAAUGGUGCACUAGCCGAUCGUAGACCAGUUAGUAGCUUGAGUCUUCGCAGUGUUUCAAGCUCAUCUUCGUCUGGUAGAAUGAGCACUGCUAGCGGAUGCAGCGGAACUAGUUUAGGUGACAGUGGAACUCAUUCUGACACUGAGGAUCGACGAUUACAAAAUGCACGAGAGGACAAACCGGGCGUGAUGUCAUACGAAAUACCACCAGCUCCGAAACCAUUUACUGGAAGAUACUCACCGGCACUUAGGUAUUCCCCAUCUCCUCGUUCCUCGACUGGAAACGAUCUUGACCUGAGACCUUCGCAGCCACCAUCAAAGACUGAGGACACUGAAUAUUACAUUGCCUUUCCUCCUUCGGGAUUACCCAUCCACUCUUUCAAGACAGAUGCCACUCUAAAGGAACCAAAAACACCAAGUUCCCCCUGUGAUCACCCGAAGUACCUGGACAUGAUCCAAAAUUCGUCCCCAAUGACUACUGAAGCCAUAGAAUCAGACUCUCCCAAGCAACCAGGCAACAGUUACGCAAACAUCGACCCGUCCCCGGUGAACUCGGCACCAGUGCCACCGGCUGGCAUGUGCAUUCCAACAAAUUACGUGAACGUGACACCCGCCUGCAUCAGUUCGUUUCAGGAAGUUGUUCAAGGUCACCAGGCCGAGCAGAGGCAUUCUCUUGACUCAGACCACGUGGCUGAAUCCUCAAAGAAUCAAUCUAAGGUCGAAACUUCCAAUCAAACAGGGGAAAACAAGGUCAUUGAUGAGGUACAAGGUCAAGAUCAUGCCGUGAAUGAAAUCCAAAGUAAAAAUAGCGAGGAAUACGUGGAAACAGACCUGGUGAAUGGUUCGGAGAGUGUAGAUGUACCGGAUAUUGGUAAAAUGCCGGAAUAUAUGAACGUUGAUGUUCCUCAGGAUCACAAAGUAGAUGCCAACAAAAAGGUGCCUGCUCCACCUGUUCCACCAAGAGUCGCUACUAAAAAGUAAAAGGAGAACGGAAGUGUCGUUUUAUUUCCCGGAAAUAUUAAUGGAUGGAUCAAUCAAAGAUGGUGCCCUCGACAAUCGUUUUUCAUUGGAAAAGUAU
This is a messenger RNA of Eufriesea mexicana, 4925 nucleotides long. RefSeq names its product DBB domain-containing protein stumps (gene stumps). Gene Ontology annotation, molecular function: fibroblast growth factor receptor binding; transmembrane receptor protein tyrosine kinase adaptor activity. Lineage: Eukaryota; Metazoa; Arthropoda; Insecta; Hymenoptera; Apidae. Gene Ontology annotation, cellular component: cytosol. The transcript has 18 exons. Bases 887 to 4828 code for a protein of 1313 amino acids. The record is from RefSeq and is a predicted model, not a curated record.